Eucalyptus grandis is the source of this 1711-nucleotide messenger RNA. Its product is annotated as TMV resistance protein N-like. Bases 41 to 1711 code for a protein of 556 amino acids. Gene Ontology annotation, biological process: signal transduction; defense response. The transcript is spliced from 7 exons. The record is from RefSeq and is a predicted model, not a curated record. Lineage: Eukaryota; Viridiplantae; Streptophyta; Magnoliopsida; Myrtales; Myrtaceae.
GGACACUCGCCAAGGCUUCACAGAUUGUCUUUAUCACCAAAUGCAAGAAGCAAACAUCCGUGUUUUCCUCGACGAGGAAGAGCUCCACGUUGGUAAAGAAAUAGCUGAUGAACUACCGGUGGCCAUUGAAAAGUCGAAGAUCUACAUACCCAUCUUUUCUAAAGGUUAUGCUUCGAGCGCGUGGUGCCUUCGCGAGCUUGCACACAUGGUGGAUUGCAAGAAAUCCAAACCAUCUGAGAAGGAGAUUAUGCCAAUUUUCUACGACGUUAAGCCUCGCGAUGUUAAGCUUAAGUCUCAACGGUACGUCAGCGCUUUGGAGGAGCAUGAAGAGAAGUUCGGUCGCGAGACGAGGCAAAAGUGGGAGGAUGCCCUCAAAAGUGUAGCCCAAAUCAAAGGAUGGGAGUUGAAAAAGCAAGGGCAUUGGAAAUUCAUUCAAUCGGUGCUACAAGAGAUUGUGAUGAAGAUGAAGACAAAAGACAAAUAUGUUACCGAGCAUUUAGUUGGAAUGGACGAUCCAAAGGAGGCCGUUCGAAGUUGUUGGACAUGGACUCCGGGGCUUGCGCUUUGUCCAGACAAGCUGAAGAUUAGCUACAAUGCCUUGAAUCAUGAGCAACAACAGAUUUUUCUCGACAUCGCAUGUCUCUUUGUGGACAAGGACAAGACAAAUGCACUCUACAUGUGGAAGGAUUGUGGGUUUAGGCCGGAUCAUUCAAUUCAAGUCCUUGUUUGUAUGUCCUUAAUAAAGAUAACCGAUCACAACAAAUUCUGGAUGCACGACCAACCGAGAGAUCUCGGAAGGAAAAUUGUUCAUGGAGAUACGAGACCAACCAAUCCAAGAAAGCAAAGCAGGUUAUGGGAUCUUGAGACGGCCGAUAAUAUCAUAGGAACGAAAGAGAGAAAGAAGCACAUUGAAGCAAUCUGCUUAUGGGAAACACGAGUUUAUACAAGCAAAGAGUUUUCAAGGCUUCCAAACAUAAGGUUCCUCAUGUUAGUGGGGGGGAAUUUUAGUGGAGACUUUGAGAAUCAUUUUUCAGAGUUAAGAUACAUGACCCGCACAGGGGUCUCUCGAGAGUUCUUGGCCAUCAAUUUCCAUCCAAGCAAUCUUGUAGUUCUUGAACUGAGCUAUAGCUCAAUCACAGAGGAAUGGGCUGGAUGGAGUCAAUUCAAGGUUGCUAAAAAGCUUAAAGUUUUGGAUAUCUCACAUUGUAGCAACAUGACCAGGACUCCAAACUUCUCCGAUUAUUUGAGUUUAGAGAGAUUGAACCUUGAGGAUUGUAAAAAACUAACUGAAGUUGAUGGUUCCCUCAAAAGCUUAAGUUCCAGAAUCCUUUAUCAUUCCAAGAUGAUCAAUGCCAACUGUCCCUUGGGGUGGAAGGAAGUUCAACUCGAUAGGCUUGAACAGUUGGUUGAAUUUGACGUGGAUGACUUAGACCUUGAGGGAUUUUCUGGUCUUUCGAAUUUGAAGAGGUUGAAGCGGUUGACGCUGUACGAGUGUCAAAAUCUUACUGCCAUCCAAGGUCUUGGUUCAUUGGACUCGUUGGAGCAAUUGGAUAUAAGCAUCUGUCCUAAAAUUGGAAGUUUAGAUGAUCUAUCGAAUUUGAAAAAGCUGAAGUCCUUGAGGAUUUCCAAUUGUGAAGUGCUUCAAGCAGUUAAGGGCUUGGAUGAACUAGAGACUCUCGCAACAUUGGACUUAGUCAAUUGCGAUCAUUGA